AGACGUUUGGAUUACGCAGUACUUUCACCUGCCUCUUACUCUAGUCCCGCCCUUUGUGAAAAUGACCAGCGCAUGAACGCGAGGUGUUGUCUUCUACUGUUGGGAGCAAUAGAAAAACGGGGUCGACUUCGCCACUUCUCAUGACAUCACCAGUUGGCGGGUUGAAAUGGAUCUCCUAAUGGAUGUUCCGGGGUGGUAGGAGGCAAUUAACAAGUUGUUUUCUCUGUUGUGGCCCGAUCGCGUUUCGAGAGGCUCUUGGUCGGUUCCCAAAAAGGCCGUGUGGGUUUCUGCUACCCGAGCCCCGCCCCAUUCAGCCCACUUCACUAGAGUGGCCCCCAUGCGUGGAAAAUACGACCAGGAAGAGAGCGAGAGAGAGUCUGGUUCUACCCCGGCCCGGCGCUCUGCACACCCGGCCCACCAGUUGGAGUACUACGCGUGGAGGUGAAUAGGGGCUUGUCAAAGAGCGAGAUUAGCCAGGUUGAUAACGCAGGCAGAGUGUUUGUAUGUGGCCGGUUGUAAACCACUCGGAGAGGGUGUGUGGUGGCAGGUCUCUGCUGGACGUGACGCACGCUGAGAAGACACCGUCCGAACCGCUCCUCACGAGCGUGACAGCCUGAAGGAACGAUCCGGUUACAGGUGACAUCAGCGCCGGAGUAUGGGGGACUAGUAGUACGGGCUAGGUACAACGGGACUAGCACCUUUUAACAGUUACGGACACAACAGGGGUGCAAGGGGUGCACAACGCGGGGACAUUUCACCGGCGGGACCGUUAUGUUGCUACAAAACAUGGACGACGGGCUAGCGCGGGAAAUCAGGGAGUUGGAGACUAAGAUGGGCAAAAUUCCCACAAGCCUGCUCAAUUCCUUUAAGGAAUCCAACAAGGAGGAGGAGGAAGAGGGGGGAGGGGUUGAAGUCGGUCGCGAGGAAACUUUAGUAGAAGGAGGGGACCGUGAGAAGGAAGGAGUGAAUGAGAAGCAACAGGGAGGACAGGAAAAGCCUUCUUCGCCAAUCGACAAGCAGCUUAGUUUCGUCAAAGCAGAACUGAAACAAAUCCGCCAGGCGGACAUCCGGCUGAUGCACACCUUUCUGGCCGUGAACGAGGGGAUAGAGGAACUGAAGUGGCUGAUGGACAACUCCCUUCACACGCCCACCAGCAGCAUGUGUUCCUCCCUAGCCAGUCUUGUGGACAGUCGGGACGUCCUCAACACCAUCUCCGAGGAAGGCGCGGGGUUUUCCCCGGAAUCCCCCAUGAGGAUCCGGCGGAACAGCGAUCCUGGGUGCCGUGGGGGAGAUCACGAUCAUGAUCACGACCAGAGCUCGGCCAGAUCACAACAAAGGCGCGAAUCUGACCAAACUGCGAGGACGAUCAAAUUCGGCGACAUCUCGCCGCAACAACUGCCGAGAAAAAUAAGAUACGGACUCUCCUCGCCCGGCACAUCGCAUCGUAGGCUGGACCCGUCUUCUCAAGCCGCUCCUUUUGAUAAGUACUUGAUGCCAAACGGCUCAGUGUCGACUGGAAAUACAAAAUGUAAGGACCUUGCGUCGGCAGGUACAGUAGCACAGGGGACAGAGGACAACUGGACGCUUCUUGUGUAGAUAUGUAAGAAAACAACGAUAGAAAUAGUAACCAUGUAGUUAUAUAUAUCCAUAUGAAAAUAUUGUACAGGGAAAAGACGGAGUAACCAGCGGUAUCUUCAAUAUGUUUUGAACGGUCACGCUACACAAUGCAAAUACAACGCAAAUGAAUUAUCUAUGUCACUGUGUGAACAUCUAUUGAGCCAACACAGACAACUGCUGCUAUUCAGAUGAAAUCUUUAGGAAUCCAUGAAUCCAAUCACUGAGUUUCACCACCACAAAUAACAUGCUACAAUUUAUGUGUUUGUUUAAGCCAGGAAUCUAAGAAAAAUCGAUAAAAGUAUCAAGAGCACUCUUUUCUACCCAUGAUAUCAGAUUAGCCGAUGUAUAUGCUUUCAUAAUUCAUCAUUUUUAAAACGGAGCAAUUUAGAAGUAUACUUAAAUAGUAUUAAGUAAACUGCAAGACCAUAUUAGA
Branchiostoma belcheri (Belcher's lancelet) is the source of this 2050-nucleotide messenger RNA. RefSeq lists its product as uncharacterized. The coding region runs from base 772 to 1596 and encodes 274 amino acids. The record is from RefSeq and is a predicted model, not a curated record. The transcript has 2 exons. Gene Ontology annotation, biological process: positive regulation of canonical NF-kappaB signal transduction. NCBI's taxonomy places the organism in Eukaryota, Metazoa, Chordata, Leptocardii, Amphioxiformes, Branchiostomatidae.